AUGCACCUUUGGUGCUAUGCAUCUCUGGGAGAUUUUCUUGAUCUACGGGUAGCUAAACUGAUGGUUUAUAGUCCACCAGAUGAUGUUAGAAUUACCAAAUCAGAGGACCUACAAGACGGUAUAAAAAUCAAUGUAGGCUGCAGAGCUUCCAAUGGAUACCCUGCUCCGCUCAUCCAUUGGUACAUCGGAUCUAGGAAUGUGACACAUGAUUCGUCUAUUAAUACUUCACAUGAUGAAGCUAACAGGUAUGAUGCUGAAAGCACCCUCACUCUCAUACCAAAUAGGAUCUAUCAUGGCAAACGUCUUCUCUGUCAGGCAGUUCAACCUACAAAGCCGUCAAAACGAUUAAUGAAUGAUAGCAUGGUGCUGGCCAUAUCAUCUGCUCCUAGGUUGCUUUCCAUCACGGACGUCCGGUCUGUGGAUGGAUACAAGAAUGGAGCAUCCGUGAGCAUCACAUAUGGGCGAACUCACAACCUAAUAUGUUCAGCCCAAGGCGCUAGACCACCUGCAGAACUGGAAUGGGACGUUCCCGAAGAAGUACGGUUCCGACUAGAAGAUCAGUAUAACGCUGUUGAUGGUGAAGCUUACACCUCUCAAAGAGUUAUUUCUGUUACUCCUUCGAAAGAGGAUGAAGGAAAAAUGAUCCGAUGUAUGGCUUUUCAUCGGGAGCUGGAUAGUGGACUUCAAUUGUUCAUCCGCCUCGAUGUGCAAGUCUCACCAAUUAACCUACGGAUCACCGCAUCUGAUCCAAUGACUAUUGACGAGGCGGGUACAAGAAGUGCCAUUGUCUUUGAAGCCUCGGCAAAAUCAUUUACCUGCACGAGUGUAGGAUCUCGCCCUUCAGCUGUUAUAUCAUGGAUUAUUGGUUCGGACGCCGACCUAGGUAUCAUGACAUCUACGUCCACCAACAAUGUGGCCGACCCAGCUUUACGUGACACAUCUAAUCUACAGUUGAUACCAAAGAGGAGGCAUCACAGUCAAUUUCUCAGAUGUGUUGCCAAUGCUGGUAUGAACGAACAUCAAACAGAAGUGAGGGUUAUCGUCCAUGAUUCUCCUGCCCUUGUGGACUACUCUGUUCGUCGUGUUUCCAGUGGUCAGCACAGCGUUGAUGCUGUUCUUACAUGCACAUCAGAUAGCAGACCCCGAGCCUUAAUAAUAUGGUUCUUGAAUGGCACGGAACUCAACGGCACCCGACAUUACAUUCUCCACAAUCCUUCACAAGAAGAUACAUUGAGGGAGUCCAGAUCCACCUUACUGGUUCAUCGUCGAUCAAAACCAAACGACACCAUCUACUCUCUUCUUUGCUUGGCAGCCUGCAAUCCCUGA
Molecule: messenger RNA, 1326 nt
Organism: Strongylocentrotus purpuratus (purple sea urchin)
Lineage: Eukaryota; Metazoa; Echinodermata; Echinoidea; Camarodonta; Strongylocentrotidae
Product: nephrin-like
Exons: 6
Coding region: 1-1326 (441 amino acids)
Biological process (GO): cell-cell adhesion
Cellular component (GO): cell-cell junction
Molecular function (GO): cell adhesion molecule binding
Source: RefSeq, a predicted model, not a curated record